GUUGCACAAGAAUGUACAUCUCCAACUUAUUAACUUAUUUGCCAUACCACCAGGCAGGCAGGUAAUAACGCCUUCCCAGCCAGCCGACUGCUUCAUUCCUUUAGGGGAAUCCAUUCUUCGGGGGCCAAGUUUCACUCGUUAUAUUAUAGGGAGGGCCUACUAGGCUUGUUUGUACACCACUGUUUGGUGUAUAUGCACAACACCUAAAAUUAGAGAGAAACUCAUCCAAAAACAACCAAUAGUUAACGAGCUCUGUCUCCAACCCAUCCCACCACCACCACCAACGAGGCAAAAUGUUCGGAACCAUUUCACAAGAGAUAGAAGUUAACGUACCGGCAAGCCAAGCAUGGGAAUUGUAUGGCACUCUCCAACUUGCCAAGCUCGCUGCAGAACAGCCCAAUAGCGUUAUUGACAGAGUUGAAGUUGUUCAAGGUGACGGAAAAGUUGGAACCGUCCUCAAAUUUGUUUUUUUACCAGGCACGUGUGGUUUUAGCUCAUACAAGGAUUAGUUUACCAAGGUUGAUGAUGAGAAACGAGUGAGUAGAGAGGCGGUGGAAGGAGGAUACCUUGAUGUGGGAUUUACUCUGUAUCAGGUCCAAUUCGAAGUCAUUGAGAAAGGCAAGGAAUUGUGCAUCACCAGAUCCACGAUUGAGUAUGAUCUCAAGGAAGAUUCUGCUGCUAACGAUUCAAUGGUCAGUAUCCAGAUGCUGGUGACGCUUAUGGAAGCUGCCACCAAUUACCUCACAAACAAUAACACUUAAUUAAGAGUUGAAUAAAAAAAUCACGUAUGAACAAGGCUACUAAACUGUACUGCUGAUUAUUCCUUGACCUUCAAAAUCUGCACUCUGCCAAUUGUUUUUA
Molecule: messenger RNA, 861 nt
Organism: Rhododendron vialii
Lineage: Eukaryota; Viridiplantae; Streptophyta; Magnoliopsida; Ericales; Ericaceae
Product: norbelladine synthase-like
Biological process (GO): abscisic acid-activated signaling pathway; defense response
Cellular component (GO): nucleus; cytoplasm
Molecular function (GO): abscisic acid binding; signaling receptor activity; protein phosphatase inhibitor activity
Source: RefSeq, a predicted model, not a curated record